Messenger RNA from Anopheles funestus (African malaria mosquito), 3191 nucleotides. RefSeq lists its product as uncharacterized. NCBI's taxonomy places the organism in Eukaryota, Metazoa, Arthropoda, Insecta, Diptera, Culicidae. The transcript is spliced from 2 exons. Bases 85 to 1503 code for a protein of 472 amino acids. Gene Ontology annotation, molecular function: protein binding. The record is from RefSeq and is a predicted model, not a curated record.
AAUCGUGUUACCGGGUGUGUUGCGCGUUUGUCGUUUGCUCUUUCCUAAAGUAUUUAAUCGUUUAUCGGUCAUUUUAUCGCAAUCAUGACGCUACCAGAGGCGCUCCUGAAGCGCCUUGCCAAACGUGGCAUCAUUCCAGAAGGUGGCAGCAAGCAAAAUACUGCUGGAACGAAUGAAAACCACCCACCCAAAGGAUCAUCCACCAUGGAAGUUGAUUCUGACCGUGACCGCGAGAAAGAUUCAGACAACUCGUCCGAACGAAGCUCGGACGACGACAAUGAUGACGAUAAUGACGACGUAGAUGAGGAUCGUCGUGAGACGGAGGCUGUGAACGAGGAAAUUAUCGCCGAAGAUUACGACGAGUACGAUCAGGUCAAUCCGGAUUCGUUCGAGUAUGCGUCCAAAAAGAAAAGCUCGGCUGCGGUAGGUUGGACGGAAAAGAUUAAGCAGAAAAUGACCAAACGGUACGGCUACCAAUCGGUGGAAGGUUGCCAGAACAAGUACAAUAUAUAUCAUCUCUGUACAAUGUACUGUGUAAAGCGGUUUGGCGAGGUAGAGUUCGAGAUCGAAAAGGAGUAUGAGAAACGCGUCAAACGGUUGCUAGAACGCUACCCGUUGCCGAAGAACUGGCGCAAAGAGUACGAUAUUGGAUGCAAAUCUUAUUAUUUCUACAAUAAGGACACGCGUGUGGUAUCCUGGUUGCCACCGACCCAUCCGGAUGCAAAGCUUACCAAAAGCGCCAAAUUAUUGCGCCGCGAGUUGAUGGAAGAGCAAAAGCAAAAAGAAGCCGCAAGUGAGGCAGCUCCACCAACGGUCAUUGUGGAAAGCUACCCACCGACAGCAAUUUCUGCUACGAAACCGUUAAUAGGACCGGCAAACACAGCAUCCCAAGUGGUUCCACCAGUGGCAGGACCGGGUUUGGAAAAUCUUAAACCACCCGUUGUAAAUCCUCCGAAACGUCCGCUUAAACAAUCGGGCGGCAGAGAUGAUGAAAAGCGAUCACGCACAUUCUCGUCUGGAAAUGAAACUGGAACCGUUGGCGAUGCAACAAUCUCCGAGCCCGAGCGAGAGCGUGACUAUCGGGACCGUAACCGGGACAGACGUGAUCGUGGUGGUGAUCGAAGAGAUCGUGACCGUAGUCCAGCAAGAGGUGAAGACAAUCGGUUUGGAUCACGCGAUCGGAACCGCGAUCGUGAUCGGGACCGUGAGUAUCAUCAUCGUGAUCGUCGUCCACCGCGUGGGCCACCAAAAUCUGCCCCACUCGAUCCAAUGGAUCCGGCUGCAUAUUCCGACAUACCGCGCGGCACUUGGUCAGCGGGGCUGGAAACGGCUUCAUCCACUGCCGGCACAAAGAAGGAAAAGGACGAUCGUAAAAACAAACAAAUGAAGCAGGACGAUGACGAUGAAGCCGAUGGUGAUGAGGAGGGUGCGCAUGAGGUGCUUAAAAUUUCGGCCGUUAAAGAAUUUCACCAGGAAGACGAUGACGACGAAGAGAUGGAGUAAAACAAUUAGUUUUCUUCCCAACGAUUUGCACUAUCCAUUUAUUGUAACGAUACAUCCGGGUGUGAAGGAGCUGUGUAAGCUUUCUGUUUCUGGUAUCCGGUUCGAGGCAAGAUUUGUUUGAAAUCUAUCUAUUGGCGGGGCGGGGGGGAUCCUUAAAAGCAGUAUCAUCUCUUUACUAUUCCCUUUUGCACCCUUUGGAUGCGUGUGGUGAUUUGCACUUUUUUGUUUGCUGUAGUUUCAUAAUACAUCUAUAACCUACGCAUAAGUUUCAUCCACCCUGCACUGCAUUAAUUAUGUGAAAUCUGUUCGCGUCUUCCACUUUUCCAUCCGCGUCGUGAAACGGAUUUGCCAUUUAAACUAAAUAGGAGACGUAGAUCAAUCUGUUGCUGAUCAAUGUUUGUUUGCGCAACGAUUGCUAUUCACAGAACCAUUUAAUUUCGACUCCAAUUUUAUUGGUUUUGUAACUACAUGAAUCGUUCAUGUAAAGAUUUAAACCUAAAAAAAAAAUAAAACUGCACAAACCAGUAGAGCAUUUGCACAUCUUUAUGGCGAUUUGUUCCCUAUGUUUACUUUUCCUAGCAACGUACUUUUGCUUGCGCCAAUGCAACGCAGUUCUAGCGCAGCACAUCCUGUAACCUUAUUACCAAAAGCAUUUGCGCGCUGUAACAAGAAUAAUACAGUAAUAGAAGACGUUAAACGCGGCUGAACGCCAAAUCCUAACGCCGACGACAGUGGUGUAAAAAUAAAAUCAACAAGUGUACCAAAUUACAUGCUAGAGCGGGAUUCGUUGCACAAGUUAUUGCAAUCUUAAGUCGCGGGGCAAACAGCACGCACUCGGCAAAUUGCUCUUUCCAGCCGAGCAACUGUUAUGCCGCGUUGAAACAAUUUGUUCACGCCCAAUAGUCCCGACGCUUAGAAAUGUUUAAUGGUGUGACUUCCGGCCAACAGGAGUAAGUCCUGAUUGGCUUUGCUAGGAUCCGCUAGUUACAAUCUGGAACACAAUCUGUUCCAAACUGUUACAUACCGUUUCGUCGUAUUGCUUUGACCCCGAAUCAAUUGAAGAACAACAAAAAAGAAAACAUCGAAUAAAAACGAAAAAUAUAAUCCUACAAAAUAUACUCUUACCAUAUGUGACGCUCAAUCCUACCUAGCUUGUGCGAUACGCCUUAUUUUAUACCUUUUCCUACCUAUGAGCAGUAAUGACAAACAAACAAAAAAUGAAUUGCAAAUCCUAAACACUAACUCCCCGACAGCGGGAAGCGAACCUUACACACUAAGCGAGAUUGUUUGUAUUGUUUUUUUUUGUUUGUGUAACAACGACCGAAUCGUUCAAGCACCACCGAACGGUAGUGCCUGCCGUAAGGAAAAGAAAACAAUGAGCACACCGCAGACACUCACAGCUGGUCAAAGUAAAACAGGACACUACCACUAAAGAAAAAAAGAAGGUUAAAACUUUAAAAAACGAUUACAUCUGGAAGGCCACACUGUGAUGAUAGUAAACCUAAAACGAGCAGGGAAGUUGCUUUUCCUCUAAUAAGUAUAAAACUAAAUCUAAUCUGAUGGUGGAAAUGACGCCACGGCCACCACAUGUUUUACAGGAAGCACUACGGUACAAAACUAGCUUUGCGCUAGAUGUAUCUCAUUGAAUGAGCAAAUCGAAAAAUUAUCCUAUUGCUAUGUAACAAAAG